UCAGAGACAUAAUCAUGGCGAAUCGUCACCCUAUAUCGAGGAUUCUAGAAAAGUAUUUUGGCAAACAGACACCAUUAAGAUAGUAAGAAAGUAGUCAGAAUAACAGCUAUAAACAAACUGGUUGAUUUUGACCGAUUUUACGCUCAAUAUUCAUAUCACUGGAUUGAAAUUGAAGACUGAGAGCCAUAAGGAUUAACAAGUCCUAGAUUUCACCAACAUGGCAGACAAGGAAACCCCUGACAGUUUGAAUAACUCCCUGGAUGGGGAAUUUCCUCUCCAGGACCAGGACGAUGGGGAACUUAAUUUGUCAACAGGGAGUUCCAUCAGUGAUACAGAAACAGAGAAGAAGAAACUUAGGACAGAGUCCCCAAGUUCUCCUAGAAUCCCUCCUGCAUUUAUGGUUGCAGCAUCCCCUCCAAAGUUUCUAAGCUUUGAGCAGUUGAUGGAGGCAACUAAUGGAGUUAAAAACAUGGCACUGGCCCAUGAAAUCGCUGUCAACAAUGAAUUCAAGUUGGAAAAGUUCCAAGCACCUGAAGACAGCAUAGAAAAAAAAGUCAAGGACACAGUCAGGAGAGCAUUCUGGGAUGCUUUCCAGGAGAAAUUGAAUGAGGAUCCACCUGACUUUUCUCAUGCCCUAGUUCUGAUAGAGGAGAUCAAAGAGAACAUCAUGAUGCUUCUGUUGCCGCAGCAUGUGAGAUUCCGGGCCCAGAUCAAUGAGGUGCUUGACAUUGACUUGAUCAGACAGAAGCUUGAAAAUGAUGCCUUUGAUAUUUACUACUAUUCUAAUUAUAUUAUUGGGGUAAUGGAGAAACUGUGUGCACCUGUCCGGGAUGAACAAGUGGCAAAACUGAAAACAGUCAAAGAGGUUGUUCCACUUUUCCAGGAAAUUUUUGCUGUUUUGGAUUUGAUGAAGAUGGACAUGGCUAAUUUCACCAUUCAACAGAUCAGACCGUACUGCCAGCAGCAAUCUGUCGAGUACGAACGGAAAAAAUUCCAAGAUUUCCUCAAGUCACAACAAGAGGCAGGAAUUGAUGGACUGGAGUUCACAAAAGCCUGGCUGAAGAGAAGUCAUGAUAAAAUUACAGAUGUGGAUGCAGUAGAGGAAGCCAUGGCUUUGCCCUUAGCAACCCCUGCAGCCAUAAUGAAUGAGGCAUACAUUGAAUUACUGGACUGGGAUGAAAAGAACAUCAUUCCUGAGACUUUAGUAAUGGACCAUGCUAGAAUCGCAGAACAGAGGGACAAUGCUCACAGACUAGCCCUAAUUUCCUCUGUCCUUAUGGUUACAUAUAGUACAGUGGGAGCGUCCAUCUCAGGCGUCCAAGUCCUGAAAGAAAAGUUAAAGUCCGAGAUUUGUACCCUACUGGAAGGAGUUUUAGAGAGUGACCUCCCUAAGGUGAUGAGUAAUGUUGGAGAGCAGGUCAAUAAGUCAGUGAACGAGUUUCUAUCAUCUCACGGGUUCCAGACUCGAGACGAGGCCCAACAGAAGUUACUGGUUGGUCAGAUUACAGAAAUAUCCAGCAAGGACAAUAAAGUCUACAAGCUCCUAUUUAAAAGGCUGUUGGACUUCAUAAGACAAAUCAUUUCAUCACAACACAAAGAACCAUUAAAAGUUCCUCCCGGAUUCUCAGCAGUGGAAAGAGAACUUAGCCAAUUGUGUGGCCAGUUUUUGAGACUGAUUUCCUAUAACAGAUCUGUGUUUGGUUCCUACUAUACAGACAUUAUAAACACACUACUACAGAAACACAUGGCGGACUUGUCUCCAAGGUAACCUAUGAUGUCAACAUGUCAGGAAUGGUGCAUCAUGGGAUUUCAUAAUUUUGAGUUGCCUGAAUGUGAGUGAGAGAGAAAGCGCUUUCGUGAGAAGUCUCUGGACAAUAAUUCUUGCUAAAAGAAAAAAAAAAUUCUUUGGAUAUUUUCUCAGCUUUUCAUGUAAAUGUGCAGAAGUGUAUUAUUGUAAUGGAGUGUUUUUUUUUUUUUUUUUUUAAAUUGUUUUGUGUCAGUGUUACAUGAUGAAUGCAUUUUAAGGGAGAUAACCCUUUUGUCCAUUCUUCAGAAUAUAAAGAUCAUGUUUUAAACUGUUAUUAUGAGAUCUUAGAGGUAUUAGUAUAACUAGUGCUUAUAAUAUUGCAUAGUUCUUGUAUCAUUGUUUGUUUCUUCACCAAAAAAAUAAAAUAAUAAUAAUAAAAAAAAAACAAUAUUUGUGAGAAUUUUUGAUUUUGCAACUAUAGUGUGCUAUAUUCAAUUUGGCA
Saccostrea echinata is the source of this 2249-nucleotide messenger RNA. Its product is annotated as T-complex protein 11-like protein 1. NCBI's taxonomy places the organism in Eukaryota, Metazoa, Mollusca, Bivalvia, Ostreida, Ostreidae. Gene Ontology annotation, biological process: signal transduction. The transcript has 11 exons. Bases 218 to 1768 code for a protein of 516 amino acids. The record is from RefSeq and is a predicted model, not a curated record.